CUAAGUGAUAGAAGAUAAGGAGAGAGAGAGGGAUAUGGCAAGCAGAGGUGGAGGUUGGAUAUCAUCAAGAAGCUGCAUAAACACUAGUAUUCCACAAAGAGAAAGUAGUAGAAGGGCCAGCAAAGGAAAUCACUUGUCAUUGAUAACAAAAAGAAGCAAAACGCCUUUGGUGAGAAUUUCUAGCUCAGAUGGAAAAUGGCAUGGAGAAUGGAAUUGUGAUUACAUUUUCACUCUUGGAGACCUUCAACUUGAAGAUUUAGCUGAAGAAACUGAUACUCCACUUUCUAUUCAACUCUCUAUCCACAAGGUACAUACAAUAUAUUCCUUUGACCAACUACUUUUAAUUCAUCUUCAUAUUAUAAUUCAUGUUCAUGUUGAUGAGCAGCACGCAGGCUUUGGGCUCUCAGUAGAUGGAACAAUUAUCACAUCUUUCACCACAAAAUGUAGCAACUGUUCUUCCCCAUACUGCAGAGAGAUUCAUACAAGCUUUAAAGUUUGGAUAUUACCAUCAACCAGAGACAAAGGAUGUACAGAUCAACUUCCACUGCUUGGUUGGGAUGAUCCAUCAGUUAUCUAUGUCAAACCAGGACUUGAAGCUGACCUUGAUUCCUUGAUACAAGAUACCCUUAGACUUGCGACCUCUGUAAAAGAGACUUGUUCAGAAUCAUGUGAGAAAUCUGAACCUAAAUUGCAGCCUUUGGGUAAACAAAAUGCUGCCUCCAUUGAUAGGAGGUGGUCCAGAUUAUUGGAGCUCAAGAAGGAAACUUAACUUUCAUCAAAAUCUCAAUAGCUAUGCACCUGGAUCACUGUAAAACCAAACAACAUAUUACUUUCUCCCUCUCUUCAAACUAUUAUCUUUUCAUAGCUCAAAUGAAAAUUAGUUGCAGUAAAGGAAAAUCAACUGUUUGCUCAUUUUGUUGCUCAAAACACUAUUAUACAGGAUUAGUUUUUCA
This is a messenger RNA of Solanum tuberosum (potato), 953 nucleotides long. RefSeq lists its product as uncharacterized. NCBI's taxonomy places the organism in Eukaryota, Viridiplantae, Streptophyta, Magnoliopsida, Solanales, Solanaceae. The record is from RefSeq and is a predicted model, not a curated record. The transcript has 6 exons. Bases 35 to 769 code for a protein of 244 amino acids.